Messenger RNA from Daldinia decipiens, 2157 nucleotides. RefSeq lists its product as uncharacterized. The record is from RefSeq and is a predicted model, not a curated record. Gene Ontology annotation, molecular function: transcription coregulator activity. NCBI's taxonomy places the organism in Eukaryota, Fungi, Ascomycota, Sordariomycetes, Xylariales, Hypoxylaceae. Gene Ontology annotation, cellular component: cytoplasm; SBF transcription complex. The transcript is spliced from 2 exons. Bases 329 to 1852 code for a protein of 507 amino acids.
AUCCGAGUGUUAUAAGACUUGAUCUAUACUUCCGCAAUAACCGCGACUCUGACGACGACGCAACGCGUACACCUCGCUAAGCGACAUCAUCGCCCAGGAAGGAAAUCCGUCGUUUUCUAGACGUGGAAUCCUACCGCUUUCAACAAUAUCUACCACUACCAUCUAAAUAGGCUGGCUUCAAGACAUAUGGGUUUAUGGGAAAACGCGAUUGAUAGUUUCUGAUUAGUUGAAUUGCAUCUACAUCUAACAAGACGCGACAACCUCGUGCCUCUGGCCGUGGCACUUUCUCUAACAUUAUAUUUAACCCAGCUAACUUUUACACUGGAUCAUGUCGCAAGUCAACGCCUCAGGUUCCUUGACGGGCCUCGGACACUCGUCACAAUCUCAAAAUAUCCCAAGUUCCCAGAAUCAACCACUCAAUUAUUCAAGCAACGAUUCCCAAGAUACUACCGCCUCCAAUGAUACGGACCGUAUCUUCACUCCGCCCGAAAGUGACAGUGAGGGCAGCAAUGGAAUAAGAAACAGCCAUGGCUCGAGUCAAGAGUCCCAGCUCCUGCAGCUCUCUCAGCUCGCUGCAGCACAGCAGAGGAUGGGCGAGGUAGACGGGGCACCUGCGGCUGGUGGUCAAUCAAGAAAGCGAAUGGCCGACGGCGUGGUCAAGCACAAGAGGAAUAGCUCAAGUGUGUCUCCAAUUCGACCUGGCCACUCUAGAAACACUAGCACCGUGAGCAUAGCUUCUACCUCUAGUCGCAUCGGAGAGCUAUCGGCUGAAUUGAGGACCAAAUUGUCUUACGCCAUGGUCAAGGUUAACAAUGGCUGGCAAGGGCAUUCUAUCGAUGAGGUCGAGUCGCUCGCGUCUCAAGUUGCCUCUCCCACCUCCAGCACAUCUACGUUGCAUGGUAGAUAUGGGGCGUCUGCAAGCCCUCGAGUUGCAGUUGCUCCUAUGAGACACAGGGCUUCAAGCAUGGUUACCAGCCCUACGACGCAACAUCCAUUCCAAGGUCGCUCGUAUGAGCCAUUAUGGAAAGAGGGUAACAUGAAGUCAUCUGCUUCAACAUCACCCAACACCCAAGUGCCCGCGCUAGCUCCACCUGCACCUAUACAACCACGUCAGCCUAACCAGACCCAUCCUCGUCGUAGUUCCAACGCAAGAUUUGCACCAGCUUACCUAUCUCACCCGCAUCACGUUUCUCCCCAUACUCCGGCCCAGCCAAGUCCGUUACAAGCCACUCCGGGUCACGGGAAUAUCAGGACACCCAAUGUUGACCCUAUCCUCUUUUCUCCGCACCAGAAUGUGCGGGAGCAGGAAGCGUUGGAGACGCUGAUGUUUAUGAGUAGCCCUGGAAACUCGGCGAAUGUAAAGCAUGCAUUUCCCUCGUCUCUCCCUUCAUCACAAGGGUCGCAACCAGUACAGCCGUUACAUCCGCCGCAAACGCGCAACGGCGGACGAACUGCUCUCCCUACCUCGCGACUGGGUUCAGGGGCCGAGGCCGGGAAUCAGGGACGCAAAAGUUUACCAACGGCGCGGCCGCAACAUAACCAUGCGCCCCAAGUCAAGCGCGUAGGAUUUGAGAAGUCACCGGGUAUCUACGGUGGGAUGGAUAUUGAUGACCCGCACGUAUCUCCGCGAAGUAGAGGCACACCUCGUCGCCGAACGAAUGGAUCGGCUCCGCGACCAUCUUUAUCUAUCCCUGCUGGCCUAAGCGGCCCGUCCCGGCCGAGAACAGCACUGCGGGGCGACGACAUAGAAAGGAUGCUCGACCGGGUAGGGGCAGAUGACAGCUCGGACUCGGAGGGUGAGAUCCAUAUUCCCCAGAGUAGAAGAGUGAAUGGCCCAGUGGUAGGGGUUUGACGCAAUAUUCAUUUUCAUGGGGUUGCUAUACGGCGUACUUGGCGACUGAGAUUGUCAUUUUUGUCAGUUGUCUCGCGUAUAUACAUGUUUUCCGCAUUGUCAAAAAAGGAUGUAAUUUUUUUUCUCGGCGUCGCAUUCACGACCAUGAUGCAUUAAGCUACUGGGGGUUUUCAUGAGAUGACACUGGGGAUUGCAGGAGCAACUGGGUGCAUUUACGGGAGAUUUAUGAGCAUGAUGACUUGGGGUAGAUGUCGUUGAGGUGUAUAUGUUGGAACGGGUGAUGGGUUUCAAGCGUAGGCUACCUA